GUGGCACAGCCUGAUGCCGUUCUUGAGCUCGGUGGCGGACAGCAUUCACCCUGGAUGGCCAGAGAUAAACGCGAGGUUUUGGCCGGCAUCAUCGCACGGGCCCUCCGCCUCAAGGUCGCCCACGACGGUUCUCCAACCCUCGUGGUGCCAUGGUCCGGUGAGAACCUGGCGAUUGUGGAUGAGGUUCAACCUGGAGAAACGACCAGACCUCGAAGGGAUAAGGUUCUGAAGUUCGCGAAGCGGAAGGGCCUUUCAAAGCUGGAAGUGUUUUCCACUCGGGUAACGGAUUUCGAGGUGAUUAUCACAGUAUUCGGGAAGACUGAUGCACCCUCAUCCGUCCCAGCGGUGACGGCCGAUGAUGAUGAUGCCGAAGACGAUGAGCGACCGUCGCUAACCUUCAACUUGUACUGCCCUAAGCUGACCGAGAGCGUCGACAUCGAUCUGCCUUACGCGAUGCAGAAAAUGAUGACUGGUCGGAGUAUAUUCCAAAUCCCCAAAGGUGAAGCUCGAUCCUCGGCGAUAAGGCGAACUGCACGAUUUCUAUGCGUAUCGCUACCACCUUCAUCAAAAGGCUUACAAGCAGAGUUUUUGUUUAAGGCCCAAAAGCCGUGGUUGGUGGCAUACAGUGAGCUGGAUACGUCUGACUGCCCUCCUUCCCAAAGACCCCGGGGGCAGCCGCUCAUCUUUGUUCCGGCGGAUACAGAUGGUGAUCUGAUCACAUCCAAGGGAAUUUCUCUUGGAGGUCUGAAGGUACUACUUAGCGUGUACACGAAAGAGAGGGGACGACCUGGUAAAGAGGGCCUGGUUUUCGAGAUUUACAAUCAAGAGACUUCCGCCACGGCCACGUUGCAUGUCUCAUCACAGCACCUUCUUCAUCAGGUAGACGACAAAGUGCAUUUGCUGGAAGACGGUCGGCUACUUGGAACAAUCUUCCUCUUGACCAAACGUCUACUCCUUAAGAAGUCGGCCGCUGGAGGGUGGGAUCUCUUCCUGGACAGGAAACUGGAGUCUUGCCUGUUCAUGGGCAUGUGACGCAAGGGAAUUUGUGAGGAUGGAAGCCGAAUGCUCCCAAGAUACCUAACUCUUUCGGGACCUAAGGUGUUGGGUGGUGCCGAGGCGCACUGCUAGUGUCUACCUCCAAUGACGGAGCGCUGGAGAUGUUAGCGGAGCGGAUAGGUUAAUAAUCCGUUUAAACGGGUUUUUAUCUGCCGGUUGGUGUGGCGUCGACUUUGCAUGUAAAAUAUUUGUGGGGAUAGAUGUUGGGAGUGGACCAUGUGGUGCCCAAAUGUCCUUUGAGACCUACCUAGCGAAUCGUCGUUCACUGUGUCGUCAUUUUUUUGU
Ectocarpus siliculosus is the source of this 1341-nucleotide messenger RNA. NCBI's taxonomy places the organism in Eukaryota, Phaeophyceae, Ectocarpales, Ectocarpaceae. The record is from the annotation of a GenBank genome assembly.